Molecule: messenger RNA, 2645 nt
Organism: Entelurus aequoreus (snake pipefish)
Lineage: Eukaryota; Metazoa; Chordata; Actinopteri; Syngnathiformes; Syngnathidae
Gene: cmpk2
Product: cytidine monophosphate (UMP-CMP) kinase 2, mitochondrial
Exons: 5
Coding region: 63-1319 (418 amino acids)
Biological process (GO): dTDP biosynthetic process; dUDP biosynthetic process; dTTP biosynthetic process
Cellular component (GO): cytoplasm; mitochondrion
Molecular function (GO): dTMP kinase activity
Source: RefSeq, a predicted model, not a curated record
AGUGUUUACUUUCGUUUUCCUUAUACAUAGCGCAGCCCGGGAACAGAAACACAGCCAGGCAGAUGUCACGACGCAGCAUGGCUUUGGUACCCCUGUGGUCCUCCCGUGUUUUCUCCGUGGAUGUGGACGGAGGGCCGGUCUACUUUCGACUCCAAAACGAACACCCCGGAAAAGGAGGCAAGGUAGUGAAGCGGUUGUUUGAAACUAGCAUGCUAAAGGACGCCGGGUGUUACUCUAUCCUCGUUUCCAGCGGGGACAAACUCCACAACGCCAGGUUUUACUGGGAACUGAAAGAGAAACUUUUAGGAGGACUUAGUCAAGGGUGUCGUUUAUCUCCAAUGUGCGCGUUCCUGCCCGGCGUCAAGGACUCGCUCAUAAGGGGCUAUUUCGUGAAGGACGCCUCCAUUGCGACGGAGAGACUUUUACGACAGUUUGUGCUGCGUGACGACCCUGCGUUAGUGUGCUCGUACACAGAAGAUGGCCCACUGUGGACUCAGCAUCUGUGGACGCACGCACAGAACCACUACAUGGUGCCCUCAGAACCUCCUGAUUGCCACCCUGCCACCCUCAACAUGGUCAACUCUGAUGUUUUCUACAGUUUCCAGGAGGCCCGUGACGUUUUAAAGAAGUGUGCUGACAUCAUUCCAGAAGCCACAUCUGUACUGGAGCUUCUGCCCAGAGGCGGCGGGGGCUGUGGCAGCGUAGAGGCCAGAAGCGAACCAGAUUUCCCCGUUAUUGUCUUGGAAGGCCUUGAUGCCACAGGUAAAACAACAUUGACAGAGUCUCUCCGGGACGCACUGGGAGCCACUCUUUUGCAAUCCCCUCCUCAGUGCCUCUCCCCCUGGAGGGCCCGCUUUGAUCAAGAGCCCCCCAUCAUACGCAGGGCCUUCUACGCUGUGGGCAACUACAUCACAGCACAGCAAAUAGUCCACCACGCCUCCAAGAAACCCGUCAUUGUUGACAGGUUCUGGCACAGCACAGCCGCUUACGCCAUCGCGACAGCAGUGAGCGGUUCAACAUGUGACCUCCCAACAGAGGGCUCCGAGCUGUACCGCUGGCCCGGUGACCUGCUCCGACCCAGUCUGGUUGUCCUGCUCACGCUGGACCCUGAGGAGAGGAAGAGGAGGCUGAAGGGUAGAGGUCAAGAGAAGACGAAAGAGGAAAAUGAGCUGGAUCGAAACCAACACUUCAGGCUCAGAGUGGAGGAGGCUUACAGGAGGAUCAGCGGUCCAACGUGCAUCAGCGUGGACGCUAGCUCCUCUGCAGAGCAAGUGUUUCAACAAGUGCUGCUUUUAAUUAAGGCCAAAUGCCACUUGUAAACAGCUCUCUUGUCUGUGAUAGGCCUCUGAGCAUUAAGUGAGUGCACUUUCUUUUGUGACCACUGGGUGCCAGUAGAGUUAUGUGAAUAAGAAGCGGUUGGAAAGGAGUGAAAGCAAGAGGGGAUGCUACCAACAAAGGGGGGUCAGAGGAGUCACAGUCCAAUCAGGGAUACAUAUUCAUGCACACAAUUCCUCAGAAGAAAAGUGCAUUUAACUGCUGUUAUGAGUCACAACUAAUUUAGCUCAGCACUGAUUAUUUAAUAUCAGUGUGUAAGAGCAGAGGAAAUCCACAGCAGAAUUAUUAUUAAACAAUGGAGACAUAUUUGUUAACUAAGAAUAUCUCAAAUAAAAGCAAUUAUCGUAACACUAUAGCAGGGGUGUCAAACAUACGAAACAGGUUUUAUCCGGUCCGCGGGAUGAGUUUUCUCCGUAUAAAAAUGAGCAGAAAUUUUUGAAUGAAAGAAACUGCUGUUCUAAAUGUGUCCACUAGAUGUCGCAUUAGCAAUUAUUUGUAUCUUUGUAGAUGAUGCUACAUAUGUAAAAAAAUAAAAUAAACCACAUGAUCUAAAAUGUACACCAGUCGAGGUUAAUGAGCAAACUACAUAAAUAACAUUCUGUAGUUUGAUUUUGAUAUUUUUUUUAUCUUGAUAGAUUGAAAAUUAACACCAAUGAGUUGACUGAUGAACAUUAUCACAUAAUUUAUUCAGAAAGUAUAAAUAAAGACAGAAUACUAUUAACCACAACAUUAUGAUUUAUACGUUUUCAGAAUGUGCUUGUUCUCUUUCUAAACACAAAAAACAAUCUGAAGUUUUCUUUAUUUUUAAGUUAUCGUGACGUGAUUAUACCAGUCCGGCCCGCUUGGGAGUAGAUUUUUCUCCAUGUGGCCCCCGGUCUAAAAUGAGUUUGACACCCCUGCACUAUAGCAUAUCAAAUAUGUGUGCUAUGAAUACAGUGCAUAUAAAAAGUGAACACCUAAUUCAAAUGCCAGCGUCUCCUGAAGUUAUAAAGUCUAAACCUCAACUACAACUCAUUUUUAUUUCAUUUUUUAUAUGUUAAUUACUCAGUAUUUUAAGGUAAAAGACAAAAACCAUGAGACGUUUUAGUGCUUCGAAUCUGUGAACAGAUGUUCUAUUAGGUUUAGGUCUAGUCUCUGGCUGGGACAUUUCAAAACUGUUCAGGCUUUUAUUUUUCAUCGGGUGCAGUCCUUGUAUUGUUAAUUAGGAUGUAAGCUACUAUGUUUGUGUUUAGUCUUGCUUAUGUAAGUGCCAAUGAGCCCUCAUGCGAAUUAAGUGUGUUGCAUUCCACUAAAAGCGAAUCUUUCCUCGA